CCCCUGCGCCAGCCCCGGGCCGAGGACGGCUUUGGGGGCGAGGCUCGGCGGGUCUGAUGCGCGCAGGCUGCGGUUCCCGCGCCGCAGCGCUGCGGCUGAGAACACUUUGCCCGGAGGCGGGCGGCCGCCGGGGUGCCGAUAUGCAAAGCAGCUGGCGGCGCUGGGCGGGGCCCGGGCGCGAUGCAAAUGAGGAAGGCGGGGCCUGAGCGGGGCUCCGCCUCCCUCCCCCGCAGCUGGGGCCAGCGGUGCCAAGCGCAGCUGGACGAGCGGCAGCAGCUGGGCGAGUGACAGCCCCAGCUCCGCGCGCCGCGGCCGCAAGAGCCGGCGCAGGGGAAGCGCCCGCGCCCCGGGCGGCAGCAGCGGCCGCCUCCUCCCGCGCCUCCCGGGCCCGCAGCCCGCGGUCCCGCGGCCCCGGGGCCGGCACCUCCCGGGCUCCUGCUCCCCGCGCGCAAGAUGGCUGACCCGGCUGCGGGGCCGCCGCCGAGCGAGGGCGAGGAGAGCACCGUGCGCUUCGCCCGCAAAGGUGCCCUCCGGCAGAAGAACGUGCACGAGGUGAAGAACCACAAAUUCACUGCCCGCUUCUUCAAGCAGCCCACCUUCUGCAGCCACUGCACCGACUUCAUCUGGGGCUUCGGGAAGCAGGGAUUCCAGUGUCAAGUUUGCUGCUUUGUUGUGCACAAGCGGUGUCAUGAAUUUGUCACAUUCUCCUGCCCUGGCGCUGACAAAGGCCCAGCUUCUGAUGACCCCCGGAGCAAACACAAGUUUAAGAUCCACACAUACUCCAGCCCCACGUUUUGUGACCACUGUGGGUCACUGCUGUACGGACUCAUCCACCAGGGGAUGAAAUGUGACACCUGCAUGAUGAACGUCCACAAGCGCUGCGUGAUGAAUGUGCCCAGCCUCUGUGGCACUGACCAUACAGAGCGACGCGGCCGCAUUUACAUCCAGGCGCACAUCGACGGGGAAGUCCUCAUCGUUGUCGUUUCAUCCUUCAAGUCAUUCAGGACAGGUGUGCUGACAGCCUUCCACUUAUGUGAAGACACUUCUCGGAUGCCCCACAAUCUUAAUUCCCAGGGGAAGUUCGUUAAGGUGUUUGCCUGGUGGUGGGCUCCGCGUCAUCAUGAAGGAGCAGGCAAGCGCAGGUACUUGGACUCUAUAUUUUAA
Molecule: messenger RNA, 1164 nt
Organism: Carlito syrichta (Philippine tarsier)
Lineage: Eukaryota; Metazoa; Chordata; Mammalia; Primates; Tarsiidae
Product: protein kinase C beta type-like
Exons: 8
Coding region: 454-1164 (236 amino acids)
Biological process (GO): protein phosphorylation
Molecular function (GO): protein serine/threonine kinase activity; ATP binding
Source: RefSeq, a predicted model, not a curated record